Molecule: messenger RNA, 2043 nt
Organism: Dioscorea cayenensis subsp. rotundata (Guinea yam)
Lineage: Eukaryota; Viridiplantae; Streptophyta; Magnoliopsida; Dioscoreales; Dioscoreaceae
Product: denticleless protein homolog A
Exons: 17
Coding region: 51-1631 (526 amino acids)
Biological process (GO): proteasome-mediated ubiquitin-dependent protein catabolic process
Cellular component (GO): nucleus
Molecular function (GO): protein binding; protein-macromolecule adaptor activity
Source: RefSeq, a predicted model, not a curated record
GCCCUCAAUCCUCUUCUCUCCUCCUCCUCCGCUUUGAUCCAUCCACAGAGAUGCAGAGAUCGAUUCUCAAUUCCUCCACUUUCUUCGGAGACGUCGUCAGGAGAGAGAUCGAUGGCUUCCGAGUGAAUCGGAGGCCUUAUUUAGGUUUCCUCUCAUCUGAGCCUGGUGCUGGUGGUGCGGUGGCAAUCGAGCAUCAAGGCCUUAUGUCUAUCCCCCUCGUCGUCUCCUUCUGCAAGAUGAGUGGAAAUUCUCAUUUUCUUGCAGUUGGUGAUGAGGAUGGGUUUGUUAGCUUGUAUGACACACGCCAAUGUCUCCCUUCGGUCGCAUCUUGCAUGGAGAAAUCAGGACAAGCUAGGGUUUUUGAUUGGAUUGCGCACACUAAUGCUAUUUUUGAUGUAUGCUGGAUAAAGGAUGACAGCCAUAUUGUGACCGCUUCUGGUGAUCAAUCUAUAAAACUAUGGAAUGCUGAGAACAGGAAAUGCAUGGGAAUCUUGGGAGGACACACUGGCAGUGUAAAAUCCAUCUCACCUCAUGCAUCUAAUCCUGACAUCAUUGUUUCUGGCUCUAGAGAUGGAUCUUUUGCCCUAUGGGAUCUCAGAUGUAACCCAACAUCCACAAGAAAUGGGGAAACACGCUUAUUGCCUGUUGAUGUUGUCUCAGGAGCUCAUGGUUUUAACAAAGAAGUGUCUACUGUUCCAAUAAAGUCCCGUACUUGUAAUUCCUUUAGAAGAAAAAGGGCUCCUCGAGCGUCUCCAAUGAGCAUUACUUCAGUGCUCUGUCUUAAGGAUUCUCUUUCAAUUGCCACUGGCGGGGCACUGAACAGCAUUGUGAAAUUCUGGGAUACUCGCAACUUAAGCUCUGCUGUGGCCCAAGCUUGCCCUCAAAAUAAACCUUCUGCUGAAAAGGAUACACCAUCCCAUGGUAUUUCGUCCUUAUCGCAAGAUUCACAUGGGGCAUUUAUCACGGCUUCUUGCAUGGACCAUAGGAUUUACUUGUAUGAGGUCCUCCAUCUCAACAAAGGAGCCACAAAAGUUUUUUCUGGUAGCAAAAUUGACACAUUUUAUGUCAAGUCUGCGCUCAGUCCUGAUGGAGCUCAUUUGCUUUCUGGCUCCAGUGAUGGCAAUGCAUAUAUCUGGCGGGUUAACAAGCCUGAAGGGAUCCCAGUCAAAUUGGAGGGUCAUGAAGGGGAAGUUACUGCAGUAGAUUGGUGUUCAUCAGAGAUCGGAAAACUAGUUACCUCUGCAGAUGAUUCCAAGGUUCGAGUCUGGAAUAUGAAGAGGGGGGGUUGUAUAAGCUCAAAGUCUCCAACUUCUCUUCGGAAGAGAGUUGUAGCUAAUGCCCCAAGGAUAAAGAGGUGCAGAAGAUUGGUCAUGAAUGAUCCAGCAACAGUCUUGAAGGAAGUAACUGAUAACACCUGCUCCAUGGAGCAAACAACAGAACCAUCCUCCCCAAUUCAAUUGAAGGAACUUCAGUUCUCUACUCCAGAAUCUGGAAAGAAAAGGAAUCAAAUGGAGGAAAAUGAAGCACUAAUGACACAAAAAGCAGCAUUGAGUAGCCCAUCUUCAGUUUUGAAUCCUCCUCCAUCUUUGAAAAGGAAAACCAUUCUUGACUACUUCCAUGCAGCUUCAUAACAGGUGAACUCACAAUGCAGGAUCGUCGUUACUUUUCUGAUGAUGCAAGUGAAACUACCAAGUAAUUAUUUCCAUGAUUUUUUCUAUUGAUCUGCACAUGCUGCAGUGAUAAAAAAUUGAAUACAUGCUCCGCAACUGUUCUCUAUUCUGGUUACUGGGGACCUGAGUCUCAAGUUUUUGGAUGGCAAUAGAAUGCUGGGCUCCAAUAUUCUUUUCCUUGUCUUUUUACUUCUGAGCAUCUGUCUGCUUGAUUAAUACUUCACCAAGAUAUCUAUAGAUGUCUUCGUGUUAAUCUUUGUAACCAUUCAUGAUAAUGUAUCAAGUAAAAUUUUGGUUUUUAUUUUUUCUGAUCAGAAGAAUACUCUUUUGAUGCUUUGAGAUGCUGGUCUGUGACAUCAACAAACCUUUAUGG